This is a messenger RNA of Centruroides sculpturatus (bark scorpion), 1611 nucleotides long. RefSeq lists its product as uncharacterized. Lineage: Eukaryota; Metazoa; Arthropoda; Arachnida; Scorpiones; Buthidae. The transcript has 4 exons. Bases 1207 to 1611 code for a protein of 134 amino acids. The record is from RefSeq and is a predicted model, not a curated record.
AAGCGAAGAUAAAACAAAAAAAUAAAUGCAAUUUUAGCAAUUGUUAGGUGUAAAAAAUUCAAAAAAAAAGAAAACAAAAUUUAUACGACUCUUUUAUAUAGUUUAAUGAUGUUUGUACAUUAGGAAACGCCAGAAACUAAACUAUUCCCAACUUACUACUUUGGCAAUGGCUUUAACACGAUUGGAGCCUCGUCAGUGUCUACACUCCAGUACUUUGUGUCAAUCAUUCGAAACUUUCCUCCUAGAAGACGUCCUUGCAAAUUAAAAAUUACAGCAAAGACUCGUUUUAAAACUUUUAUAAAACUUUCUAUCCAUUAAAAACCCUGUAAAUUUACAAAAAUACUCUUUAACUUGAAGGAUUUCUAGACGUAUCGACAUCCAAAAAUGGCUUCACAAUUUUUUUUUUAUUAUUAUUUUUAUUUUUAAUGGAAAAAGCAAGAAUGUCUCAUCGUGGAAGAUAUGCGUCUACCCAUUUUUAUGCUAUUUAAUCCUCUAAUAGCGUGCACGUGGUUUAUUGUUCGUUGUAGCUACACGCACACCACGACCUAAAGCGGGACCACCUGCCUUUUACAGCCUAAGCUAUGAAUAUGGAGUGUAUUCAUCUAAAAAAAGAAUUUAAGGCACGAUACGGAUAAGGACGUUGAGCAAGAUCGUGACAUCUGGGCUACUUGUUGCUGGGAUGAUCCCAAUUUGCGGCUAGAUAUCGACAUUUGGCCACCGGUUUUAAGAAGUAGAGAAGAAUGCCAAAACGGUUCCAUCUGCGGUUUCUCGGCUUAAUUUUAAUAGUUGCCGUUAAAGUAAGGAGACUUUAGGACAGGAUAGUAAAGAAGCCCAACGGGCGGCUUAGUAAAAAAACACAAAUUCUCAUAAAACGUCCGUCCCGUUUAAUAAAUAUAGCCCCUUGACGUCUUCAUUCGACCUAUACAUGUCAAACUACGUGAUAUAUGUAAUAGAGCUAAAACAAGAUUAGUUAUUAUUGCGACUGGAUGUCUGUCAUUAAGAUACAUCUGUACAUUUUCUCCUUACUAUAAUGACACACUCCACCUUUGUUCACGUGAUGUAGCAUUUUUAAAUUUUGAGUGCGUGUGGCCCUUUCCCUAGUCUAGGAUAUGUCAAAAUUUGUGUACGCGGCCCAGACCCUCUGAACCUUCAAACAAUCGACUCGGCUUUGUCGGGUUUGUAGUUCGGGGACCGGAUGCAGCUGGUAUGUAUUAUAAAGAGGGGAGAUCUUUCCAAGAAAAGUUAAUAUUCGUUACCGCAGUACAGGUUAUCGGAAGAAAGAUGUUUCGGGGUGUAGUUCUGCUAGUCGUCUUAGCAGCCUCUUCUAUGGCCGAAUUGACAGCUGAUUCUUAUAUUGAGAUGGCUGGAAAUGAAAUUUAUAGAGAUAGAAUCAAACAAGAACCAACUUAUUUUGUGCUUGCAUCAAAAAUUGUACGUCCUGGUCAAAUAUUUCGUGUAGUAGUCAUUAUAUAUAGCUCAACAAAUCCCAUGACUGUUCGUGCUUCUAUUCAUCGUGAUGGUGUCGAACUUGCCUCAUCGUCUCAGGAAUGUAAACUGAAAACCCCCGAAACAUUAUUAUUAAAGAUUGAUGCUCUCAGUCCUCAAAAUUGA